Messenger RNA from Eriocheir sinensis (Chinese mitten crab), 3358 nucleotides. It is a transcript of the gene EMC8-9, whose product is annotated as ER membrane protein complex subunit 8-like. Lineage: Eukaryota; Metazoa; Arthropoda; Malacostraca; Decapoda; Varunidae. The transcript is spliced from 7 exons. The record is from RefSeq and is a predicted model, not a curated record. Gene Ontology annotation, cellular component: EMC complex. The coding region runs from base 225 to 875 and encodes 216 amino acids.
UGUUUACCACCGGGAGGAGCACAGUGACGGGCGGACUGACGGGAGCACCCACACGCCAGCACCCACGCCCCAGGACACCCAUAAGCCCCAGUAGAGUAUAUACAAGUAGUGAGCAAUCUGCUCUUGACUGAGGGACAGAGUUUAGUGCACUCAAGUUUUCUUCUCUCUGGCUGUCUGUCUCCCUCCUGUUCCUGUUACUGUUGAGCCUUGGUAGCCAGCACACCAUGAAGGUUAAAGGCCCCAGAAUGUCUGCUGAUAUCAGCAUCUCCUGCCCGGCCCUUGCCAAGAUACUGCUGCAUGCAGCUCGCUACCCCCAGGCUGCUGUCAGCGGGGUGGUGUUAGCCCCUGCACGCAGCGGUGGUGGUGGUGAUGCGCCCACCACUGUAACACUGGUAGAUGCUGUCCCACUCUUCCACCUUCACCUCUCGCUGGCUCCCAUGCUGGAGGUGGCACUGACACAGAUUGAGCAGCGGUACAAAGCUGAGGGUCUGAUCAUUGCCGGCUACUACCAGGCCAACGAGAACAUCAAAGAUAAUGUACCAGACUUUGUAGCACUGAAGGUGGCCGAGAAGAUUGCCGAGAACAACAACGAUGCCUGCCUCAUUAUGAUUGAUAACCGACGGCUCUGUCUAGACCUCCAGUCAGCGCCAGUAAUAGUGUCACAGCUCACCUCGGAGGGCAAGUGGAAGAGUAAAGACAAAUCCAGCGUGCACGUUGAGGCCGGGGCGCUGGACGUGGUCUCCCAGCUGCUGCAGCGGCGGGUACAGCACGACGUGUGUGACUUUGACAACCACCUGGAUGACCUCACCUGCGACUGGUCCAACCCUCAGAUCAACAAGCUACUCACCACCCUCAGCGCUGCUGCUCAGGACUAGCUGACCGCCAGACCCUGCAGAUAACUUGUCUGUCUGUAUGUUUCCAUUCCUUUUGUUUGUCACGCUGUCUGUCUGGACACAUCUUUGGCCAGAUAUUUUUGACAAGUUUUUUUCAUCUACUUUAUAAUUAAGACAAGAAUAUUACUUCCCUGUAUAUUUCUAGUUAGACAACAUACACAAAACCCAUCCUCUGCAUCACUAGGAUGCAGCCACCAAUCUGACACAGCAGACUCCCACACUCAUCUGGUAGGAUAUCCAGGUACCUUGUUACUAUUCCACAUUCAUCACACAUUGAGUUGUAGACAAUCUCCACACAAGUUCCUUUACACUCACACCAGUCAACAUGGAGUUGUUGUUUGCCAGCUGUGCCUAUAACUUGCUGGUCUAUUUCUUAUUCUGGUGGACCCCAAAGUCUGUAGCACUUAGAAUCUGCUCUGCCAUGUCAUAAUUGUAGUCCAGUGAGAAGGGUUUGUUUAUUCCUGACUAGGAAGCAGCAUUUAUGAAGAGCCUAUGAACACAGAUAGGGUGGGAAUAAUUGUUAGGUCUUCAUUAUAAUUAAUUGACGGGUAGAUUUGACAUCUAGAAAUAAUAACUUGUGGUUAAUUUAUAUAAGGGAUUAGGUUUAUACUUCCUUCACUACCAAGGGAGUUAAUUUAAUGUUUGAAAAUAAUGGGUCCAAAGUAUUAACCUGGUGUGUAAUUGCAGGGUUGAGUCAGGUUCACAGCCUUCUUUUUCUUUAGGUGAUUGUACACUUCUAUACAUUUCAAAGGAACACACACACACACACACACACCUGUUGAGCAAUUACUUGAAUUUAUUUAUGUUGUUAACAGUUGUAAAGCAUUAUCAGCCCCUGGGUGAAAAAAAUAUUACAAAGACAAGUUUUGUUGGCUGUUGGAGGUCAUCUCAUGAGCUUUGUUUCCUUUAUGCUCAUUGGCUUGAGGAAGAAAUACUUACCAUUUUCUUCAGUAUCAACUAAAGCACGUCCUUCAAUCCAAUUAAAUCUUGGCAAUAAAUUAAAAUUCAAGUUAUGUAAUCCAGGUUGCACAAUUCAGCUAGUGGGCAGGGGAGAAUGGGAUAUUAUGAGCUAACCUCCAAUAAUCUAAAACUAUAAUUAUAACUGUAUAUUUUAUAUCAAGGAAUGUACUCAGCUAGUCACUGGAUUUGUAGCGAGGGUGUUGAUCAUAGUCGUCUAUUUUCUGGUGGUGGUGCAGCUGACAGGGUGAAGAUCCAUUACUUCCCGCUGGGUCUCACCUUAAAGCCGUGCAUGACUCUUCCGGUAAUGCCAAGAGGUUCAUUCGUGACAAGUCAUCAUUUGUACACUUGUUGGCAGGAAUUUGUCACUCCUGGUUAACAUUUUUAUUAUGCACGUAUAAGUGUGGCCUCAUCUUUUCCCCAUUUCCUCUGUCCCUGUUCUGCCAGCAUUGCCCCCUGCAUCCAUGUCCACCCUUCUGUUCUUUCCCCCUAGAAUAUCCUCAAGGGCUGAGUAGUGCAACAGUUGUGCUGGGCAACUUUCCCUCUGCAACAAGUGUUAUGGUCACAAAGUGUGCCAGAAGUGGAGUGGAAUACUUACCAUGUACCUUCUUGUAUCUGUAGUUCAUUUUUACGAUGUUGUUGAUGGAGGAAGUUUCCUGUUAUCUUUUUCUAUAUAUUUAUGUUGCCAGAAUAUUUUAUGGUGGCCCAUCAGAGGUGCCAGUGUGCAAGGGUGAGGAGUGAUAAGGCGGGAUACAGGUAAGGAGGACAGGUGUAGUGGGAGUAGUGUUGAGAUCAGCGUUACCAAAUUAUCACACUCAGCCACUUAGCACAGUCUAUUCCCAGGUUUAGGACAUAUAACUCCCACAAACAGACAUCAAUAAUUAACAGUUUGAGGGAUAACUUUGAGACUCGUUAUUGGUGUGGAUGCAAGAGUUUUGGAGCCUGAUAUUGAUGAAUGCGGUGUUCUGAGUACAUCAAUAUGGUAACGCUGGUUGAGAUACAGGACUAGAGCAGAGGUUGUGGCCUGGAGUAUGGAGUAUGGAGUGUGGGUGAAAAGUACAGGUUGAAGGGUGAGGACGGGUGUGUCCAUCGAGAGACCCCAGCACCCUCCUCCAGACUUGUACUUUUUAAUGCAUGGUUUACUUUUGUGUUAGAGCAUUUGAUAUCAAGCUCAUAUUUCCUUGGGUUCAUAAAUAAUUGUAUAUACACUUUUGAUGUGGGUAAUUAAGGGACAUAACCAAAUUUUAGCUUCCCUAAGUGUAUGGUCAUGCUGUUGUGUUGAAUGCUGUGGGUUAGAAUGGAAGGGAGCAGAGGUAGUGGGACACAGAGUAUUUCUAAAUGUGGGGCAAGGGAGUAAUGCGAGAGACCCACCGCACGUACUGUAUGGCAGGAAGAAAGUGCUAGUAGUAGUCAGAAGUAAGAUAAAUUGCUGUAAUAUAUAUGGCCUAAGGAAAUUAUGGAUUUUCACCAGCGUAAUGAAUAAUAAUAAUAAAGACUAACCCAUCUUU